GUGUUACCCACAGUGCUUUGCGCUUUGAAGCCAUCUUGCAUCCACCAAAAAAGUUUCAGGAAAUCCUCUUAUUUUUAUGGAUUUAUGGAUAUAACUAAACAAAACCGUCAUAAGUUUGCAUUGGAUAUGAUAUAAGAGUCAAAAUGCUACAGAAACAGGUCACACUUCACGCAAUCGAGUGGAGUUUUCAUUGUAAAAUGACAGUUGAAAGAUGACAAAAAAUAUUCUGGGAUCGACCUCGUCGACUCAAAAUAUGAUGGCAAAUGACGAGAAAAGUUCUGUACAAAUGAUUACAGAAAACAUGGCUGUCAAUUCAAAUGAGGUGAACGUUUCAAACCAAAAUGUUGAUGAUGAUCAGGGCUCUAAACAGGACCCAGAAAUGUCUGGGGUUAGUAAACUUGAUAUCACGAAAAAGAAAACUGCCUUCCAGAUUACAAGUGUGCGCGUUAAAAAUAUGUCAGAGGUCGACGCUGACAGUUAUAGCAUGGAUGACCUUGAGGAGUCCCAUACUGAAGAUGUCAGUUCUGAUAUGUUGGAUUAUUCUCGCAAUACAGAUGUUGAGCCUGAUGCUGCAUCUGUGGAUACACUUCACAACUUUCCGAUCAACCCCAGUGAUAGUUUUAACGAGCACAUACUACGCAAUGAUUCUGUUUCUAGAUUUAGAGUUGUAAAAUUAGAAUCAAAGGAGCCAUUCAGGAAAGGGCGAUGGCAAUGCCACGAUUAUCUUGAACCAAAUGUCGAAAGAUCGGAUUCCAAAGUUGAGCAAGAGGGAGGCUCUGGAAACUCAAGUGCAGCUAGCUCUGUCCAUUAUGUCCCUGGAGUUGACGACCCAGCGAAGAAUCCGAUUACGAUAUCUAAGCAGCUAUCUGAUGGUCAAACACUGGUGGAGCCCCAGCCAGUAUACCCAAGUCAAAGUAUUAACGGACAAAGUGAUUUACAGACCUCUGGUGGUCAAGUCACAAAUCAGUCUAUUCAGCAGCAUUCACAGUCUACUUCACACUAUCAAUCCAACACCCAAGAAGUGCAAUCAACAAACAUUGUGCAACCCCAGCCUCCCAAUAUUUCACAGCCCCCUGGCCCACAUGAUGACAUAGGGCUGAAUCAAUCUGCGUAUGAUAUAGGUCAAAGCCCCGCUAAUGUUAGUAACAAUGAGUACACUAAUAUUGAUUAUACUAUACAAGCCCCUACCCCACAGGCUGAUUUAUCACAUUCAACAGAACAACAAGCUCAAAGUGUAUCUGUUUCAAAACAAAAUGUUCACUCCACAACCACCCCUCCAAGACAGGAGAGCACGCCUCCUAUACAAACGCAAGCACAAGCCCCUUCUAAUGCUCAACAAUCUAGCGAUCAAGAACAAAGAUACGACCAUGUAGCGAAAAACGGGACAUCUGACCUUAAUGUUAGCCAGUCUCAGCCUGAAUCAACUGCAGCCCUAGAUAGUUCCACGAGUGUUCCUGAUUCGACUACCGUUGCACCGGCAACCCAGCCCUCGGUUACACUCAGCACAGCUUCAGUGACUGACCAAGUUAUAGAUAGCAACGUAGGAGGAGCCGUAAGCACAAGUGAUGUCACUGAACAAGGAACAGUGGUACCACCCCGCAAUAGCACAACUAGUCCAGAUGAUGACGUCUUCACAAAGGAGACAGACCCUCCUACCCCAGCAGGAGUGGCAGGGCCAAGGGAUAUAAAACAGGAAAAGGCGGCAAAACCUGUCACUGUGGAUACAAAUAUUCCGACAACUCAGAACACACCAUCAGUAUUGCUCUCACUAGGCAGCAGUCGUGGGACCGCACAGACCCUACUCACGCCCCCUCUAUUGGAAAUCGUCGGCGGUUCAAGUUUAGAUGAAAAAGAAGGGGCUGAGGGGUAAGUUAUCCGAUUUUAUCCGUGUAAAAAUUUCAGAGUUAAUUCUCAUAUUUUGCCACAUUUUCAAAUUCACUUCAAAAGUGGUCUGGAUAUAUAUUAUUUUGGGCUAUUCGGGGUACCUUUUCAUAAAAUAUUUCAAUGAAAAUUCUGAAAUGUUUGCAUAAAACAAUUAAAAAAUCAAUGUGUGUGUGUAUAUUUGUUUUGUUGAUGGUGAAUUACGAUCUGAAAGUGUGAAAGAGGGAUAAAUGUUGAACAUGAUUGAAGAUCAUGUAUUCAACAUUCUGAAUGGUCUUAUCCUGUAUAGCUUUAGGCUUUAGUUUAUUUACUUUCUGCAUGGAAAAUGUUCGAUAUAUGUAUGAAUGAUGCGUGAAUGAUGUCAGGGGAUAAA
Messenger RNA from Owenia fusiformis, 2254 nucleotides. The record is from the annotation of a GenBank genome assembly. Lineage: Eukaryota; Metazoa; Annelida; Polychaeta; Sabellida; Oweniidae.